Molecule: messenger RNA, 1738 nt
Organism: Loxodonta africana (African savanna elephant)
Lineage: Eukaryota; Metazoa; Chordata; Mammalia; Proboscidea; Elephantidae
Gene: RBPMS2
Product: RNA binding protein, mRNA processing factor 2
Exons: 8
Coding region: 1-552 (183 amino acids)
Biological process (GO): negative regulation of smooth muscle cell differentiation
Cellular component (GO): cytoplasm
Molecular function (GO): mRNA binding; protein homodimerization activity
Source: RefSeq, a predicted model, not a curated record
AUGGACGAGAGGGUCCGGACACUGUUUGUCAGUGGCCUCCCCGUGGACAUUAAACCAAGAGAACUCUACCUGCUCUUCCGGCCGUUCAAGGGGUAUGAAGGGUCCCUGAUCAAGCUCACAUCCAGACAGCCUGUUGGUUUUGUGAUCUUUGACAGCCGGGCAGGUGCAGAAGCGGCCAAGAAUGCGUUGAACGGUAUUCGCUUUGAUCCCGAGAACCCGCAGACCCUGAGGCUAGAGUUUGCCAAAGCGAACACCAAGAUGGCCAAGAGCAAGCUAAUGGCCACACCAAAUCCCACCAGUGCUCACCCUGCCCUCGGAGCACACUUCAUUGCCCGGGACCCCUAUGACCUGAUGGGGGCCGCUCUGAUCCCUGCAUCCCCAGAGGCCUGGGCACCCUACCCUCUGUACACCACAGAGCUGACCCCAGCUAUCUCACAUGCCGCGUUCACCUACCCAGCUGCUACUGCUGCCACCACCCUACAUGCCCAGGUACGCUGGUAUCCUUCGUCUGACACCGCCCAGCAAGGAUGGAAGUACCGUCAGUUCUGUUAGUUCUUCAGUCUUGUCACUGCAGGUCGAAGCCCCUGCCUGCUGGGGAGAUCCCAGGAGUCAGUUCUGGGGAUCCUGUACAGUGGUGCCUAGAGCUUCCGCUCCCCCCAGGCAGCCAUGGAGAGCUGCUGCUUCCUCCAAAGACUGUGAAUUUUAAGCCUGACUCAGUGGACUGCUUCCUGUUUCCUGUCUUGCCUCUUCCGCAGCCUGUCCUUCCCAAGGCCUUUCUCCAAGGCCCCACGGGAGGAUUUAGGGGCUGCCUUGCUGGGACGCCCAGCCCCCCAACCCAAAGGCCUCGCUGGGACCGAGCAAGGCCCGUCCUCCUGUCUGAACUAGCUUUGGUAACUCCACCUCAAGGAAAUGAGGUGAUUAUUUCUCAUGUUUUCUGGCAUGAUUAGGAGACUUAAACUUGUGAUAUGUGAGUACACAGUUUGUUCUCACAUUGGUGUCACCAUAGCAACAGGUCCUGGCCACUGAUGGCUCAUCAUUCCUGGUGGCUCCCCACGCCCCUCCCUCAUGUGUCUCCGUGCUCCAGCCUGACCCAGCUCUGCAGCCGGUUCUGCCCCGAUGGCUCCACCCCACACACUUCCAGGCAGAACAGCUACAACAAAACCCCAGCAAAUAUAUCAUGUUUUCUUUUCCAUUUCAAGUCAGGGUCCUCUGCUUUCUUCUCCGCACAUGGCCCAACAGCUGUCAGAAAGUCCUCUCUGCUCCGCAGCUUUACCUCACCACAGCGCUCCCCCAUGCCACUGUUCCUUAUUCUUUCCAAGUUUCCAAACCAAAACGGAAAGUAUUUUUGUACCCUGUGUAACAAAAUAUUUAUGCAUCAUAAAGGAUUUUUUGUGUGUGUGUGCAAUUAAUUAUUAAAGAGACCUUGUUCGCCCUGUCAGAUGAGUUUAAUGUUUAGUUCGAGGCAUGAAGAAGAAAAAGGUUUCCGUUCUGUAGAAAUGAACCUUUUUUUUUUUUUUUGGUCAGGUAUUACUUUAAGAAAAAUGAAAUGAAGGAAAAAUUGUGCAAUUUUAGUUUAUUCUGUGAGCAAACCAGUGCUUUACCUUAAGCUGCAGCCGUGACUGUUGCGGCUUUCAGACUUGGGAGUCUAGGUGGCUGUUGUUAAUUGCUGAUCCUGUGAGAAUGUGAAACUGGAUAAUAUAUGAAAUGCAAAAUAAAAAAAAAAAAUCACCCAAAGUGA